AUGGAAGAAGAAAAGAUCGACCAUUUCUCCGUCCUCCUAACGGAAUCGCAAGCCGAGUCCCUCAAGGAGUUCAAUGAAGGCGUUCGCCGCUGCAAGACCGAUGCCGAGAAAUUCUCUCUAUGCAGACAGAUGCGCAGCCGGCUGCUGGAACGGCAUGAUUCGUUGGGGGUGUUUAUUGCUGAGAAGGCCAUACUCGCCACUUGUCCAGAACAUCAAAGCUACAAAGAAAGGAGGCAGACACGAAAGAGGGCCGACGACGACGAAGAAUGGCAGCGUUUCGUCGGCGUCGCAGCCAGCGGAUCCGAUGUCAUCGAGAAGUGUUUACCAUACCUGAAGCUCGCAAGCCUUGUCUGGGGCCGAGAUAAGAUUCAACACUAUCUCUGGCACGACAGAGGCUUGUCUUUCUGCAAGAAGCUUGGCGCCGUCGCGAAGAUGAUGCCAUGGCAGGAGUUUGUCACCAAGGCAAACCGGCUCUUGUGGUGGAGAGCUACUAUGGAGCGCAAGCACAGGAGACGCCACGUAAGGAACUCGCCAGAUCCGCUCGACGAGAACGAGCUACACUGUCUGCGAGCCUGGUCAGGCGAGCACUCGUACGUCAAAGACAAAGACCCUGACCUGGUUGAGCUCGAUCCCAAGGGCCUUGGGCCUGAAGAGGUGCCUGACGGGUUCGGUUUCGACAAGUUUGGACUCCUAGUCCACAGCCAACAUGCAUUACCAGCCACACAAAAUGGGACCAACGCACCUGAGAUUGGUCACAAGAAAGUGACGUUACUGGAAUCCGAGCCUGUCGUUGGCAGCCGCGGAUCUGCGGACCAAGAUACGACAAUGAUCUCACCAGUAUCAGAAAUAACCAGCGAGGCACCGUCAAGUGACCUCACCAUCCCUGACUCCACUUCCGGCCAGCGUUCGGAAUUCGCUGCCAGGAGGGAGAGUACAGACUCAAGGGCCCUCAAUACUCCUGAGACUGGUUCCUCAUCUUGCUCAGAUCCUGGAGCACCCGGGGAGGAGGCCGAUGUUCAGGCCGCGGAGGAUGCUCACAACGCUAAUGACGACAGGGCCGACAUCGUUGUUGACCCUGGCCCUCCUAAAGCGCGCGCGCCCCGCCGAAGGAAAGGCAGGGUCUUUAACUCAAUAUCCAAAACUAGCGAGUGCCCCACAGAAGGAAUCCCUGGGCCACUUGGGACGACGAACUUAGAACGGUGCUGUCCAGCCACUAUUUCAGCCGAGCUUUUGCAGAUCCUCGACCUUGGAACAGCGGAUCGUGCUGCUAAAAUGCGCGUUCUGGUCUGUCACGUUCGGAAUAGCGGUGGUGCCAUCCCGCGAGAAUUAUGUGUGAAACAUGUGCGGAGGUUCGCCGAGGCACUCGUCCUUUCUGAACAGGAUAGUCAAGAUAUCUCACCUGCAGCCAGUGGUCUGCGGCGGCGCCGGGCCUCAUUUACUGACGCCGAUGGAAAUCAUGCGUACAGGAGAAUCCGGGUUGAUGAGCAAUCGUACAACCAAGGGCCUUCAGCAAUUACUAUAGCCCAACAAAGUCGGCCGACGCACGACCGGGUUGGUGACGAAGCCUUUCGGAAGCAGGUCCUCCAUCAGCUCGAAAUAAAGAGACGACAAGCAGUCCCGAGCUCUCAAGGGGAGAUGAGAGACGACCUGGUCUACAAUAUAUUGCUGGACAGUACACCACCGGUGCUGAGUGGGUCGAGCACCACUGAGGCGCAUUUUUGGUCCGGAGAUGAGGCAGCGAUAGGGUUCGAGGUCCACCUUCCUGGAGUUCCUGUCUUCACACAAGGCCAGCAGCGUUUCCGCUGGCGUGAAGGUCAUCCUAUCAGGCAGCUAUUCGAUCGAAUAGUAGAUUUCGAUCGGCUGGUGGCUGUCCAGACAUCAUCCCUCGGUACAUACGGCCAUCCGUUUCAACACAAAUCUCUGCACAAAUCGCUGAGAGAGGUGUGCGAGCGCUUCCUACGCGCUCAGCCUACCACCGACCCUUGGAGCCUUCUCGACGUCCGGAGCCCGCUUCCACCAUCGAUCCUGCCGUCUUUUCUGGAUGGUGACAACUGCCAGUUGCUGUCGCGAAUGCGUGACGCGGUCCAGGCAGGAGCUGAGGCAGAGGCAGAGGGAUCAACCCGACCCGGGCAUGAGUGGAGAGAAAGUUCAGAAUGGGCUCUCCUCUCCGAGGGUGGACACAAUACGGUACCUCGCAUAGACAGCCACGGUCUUUCGACCUGGAUUACAGCUCAAGAGGGCUGCAUCGGCUUUGGAUGGAUGUCACGUCCGACCCGCGGGGAGUAUCGUGAUUGGAUGCUUAACCCCACUGCACCCCACAGAGACAGCCGUUGGAGGUAUGUUGUACUCCGCCCAGGCUGGACAGUCUUUUCCCCCUCAGGCACAAUUCACUUUCUUUUCCGACCCGAACGCGUUCAGACACUUGCACUAGGCGGCCACAUACUACAGUGGACAGGCAUUAGUUUAUGGCUGGAUGUUGUGGGCGAGCAGUUGAAAUACGCGGGCGCUACAGGUGAAGAUGUGGGGAAAUAUGCAAAGAGUAUCUCCGUUGUUUUGGAUCUUGUCGUCAAGAAGGUCAAGAGCGGUGGGCCGGACGAGCUUGGUGAUAAGGAAGAAUUACAGAAGAUCCGCAACCAUAUAACUGCAAUGCGGACGUCUACGGCCGGCCUCAGCAUUCCUUCGCGGAUCGAGGAAGAGCUUAUGAGACUGGUAUCAGGCUCUGUACACCUCGAUCAAGACGCUGACCAUGCCUAG
This is a messenger RNA of Diaporthe amygdali, 2754 nucleotides long. RefSeq lists its product as uncharacterized. Bases 1 to 2754 code for a protein of 917 amino acids. The transcript is spliced from 2 exons. The record is from RefSeq and is a predicted model, not a curated record. Lineage: Eukaryota; Fungi; Ascomycota; Sordariomycetes; Diaporthales; Diaporthaceae.